This is a messenger RNA of Arachis stenosperma, 945 nucleotides long. Its product is annotated as chlorophyll a-b binding protein P4, chloroplastic. The record is from RefSeq and is a predicted model, not a curated record. The transcript has 2 exons. The coding region runs from base 61 to 813 and encodes 250 amino acids. Lineage: Eukaryota; Viridiplantae; Streptophyta; Magnoliopsida; Fabales; Fabaceae. Gene Ontology annotation, biological process: response to light stimulus; photosynthesis, light harvesting in photosystem I. Gene Ontology annotation, cellular component: membrane.
AAUAGAAAUGAGGGCCAUGCACUUAACAUUCCUUGCUUGUUUUGAUAUCAGCAGAGCGAGAUGGCGACUGUAACAACGCAGGCUUCAGCGACUGUAUUGAGGCCAUGCCCUUCUUCCAAGGCAAGGUUCCUGUCUGGCUCAUCUGGCAGACUCAACAGGGAGGUGUCGUUUAGGCCAUUGAGAUCUCCUUCUUUCAAGGUGGAAGCCAAGAAAGGAGAGUGGUUGCCUGGCUUGGCCUCUCCAGCUUAUCUGAAUGGCAGUCUUCCGGGAGACAAUGGAUUCGACCCGUUGGGGCUAGCAGAGGACCCAGAGAACCUGAAGUGGUUCGUACAGGCAGAGCUGGUGAAUGGGAGGUGGGCGAUGCUGGGGGUGGCAGGGAUGCUGCUGCCGGAGGUGUUCACGAGCAUAGGGAUCAUAAAUGUUCCGAAAUGGUACGACGCAGGGAAGGAGGAGUACUUCGCGUCUUCGUCCACCCUGUUUGUGAUAGAGUUCAUACUCUUCCAUUACGUUGAGAUCAGGAGAUGGCAGGACAUCAAGAACCCUGGGAGUGUGAACCAAGACCCCAUCUUCAAGCAGUACAGCCUCCCCCCCAACGAGGUCGGCUACCCUGGUGGCAUCUUCAACCCCCUCAACUUCGCCCCCACUCUUGAGGCCAAGGAGAAGGAGCUUGCCAAUGGCCGCUUGGCUAUGCUCGCCUUCUUGGGUUUUAUUGUUCAGCACAACGUCACUGGCAAAGGCCCCUUUGACAACCUCUUGCAGCACAUCUCUGACCCUUGGCACAAUACCAUUGUUCAAACCCUCUCUUCCAACUAAUUCUAUUCUUCCUCGCCUUUCUUUUCAUUGUACAGACCAACUACUACUGCUACUUCUACUAAGAUGUAUUGAGACCCCUUUCAUAUUUUUAAUGGAAUACUAUUAAGAGUUUGCUCCUUAUGAGCCCAAGAA